GUCAGUUUUGUGACAGUCGGAAAAUACAGUACGAAGUGGUAAUGUAAUCUGGGUGGAUUUUCGGGUUAUUCUUCAUUCACUCGUUUUGUCAUUUUACGAACAAUGUUUCGGGUUGAAUGUGCAUUCUUACUUCUUGUAAUGACUACGUAUACCGCACACAGUUCACCCAGCGAAGACUCUCCAAACGUAACAGGUCAGGCUUCUAACAAGCGACUAUUUCCCCGUUCAGUUGUUAGCUUUGACCAGUCAGUGGACGAAUCUUUCGACGAGGCUCAACCGAUGGAAAAGACUGAGAACAAACCAAUCACAUACGCAUUUAUUGAAAACAUCGUAAAACGAACAUUUGCCGAGUACAUGCGCGUAAUACAAACCCAGUCUGAUUGGUUACAGCAUCUGCUACAACUCGUCCGCGAAGAACGUAAUAUUCGGUCGCGAUACAAUUGCUCGACCGAUGCUUGCAUUUAUAAAAUCCAACUCUUCACACAUCAUCUACACCCACAUAUAUUUCCCCAUAUCCGACCUUCCCACAAGAAGCGUGCUCGGCGCUCUGUUCAGGACUCUGAGCCAAUUCUUGAUUCAGGCAGGAUGGAUGGGGAAACGGAAUCAUCGAAUCCACUCAGCGAUGGGACCGGGGCGUCACCAGAAGAAUUUACUCACACUGAGAGUAAGGGUGUGCCCACACGUGAUUUAUCAGUGCAGGAUGAUGCACUACGCCUCUCAGACGCUCUGUUAGUAAACACUGCUGACGCUGAUGUUACCAACCUAGAUCAUGCAAGCUCUAAAAAAGACGAAGAAGGUAGUCAUCCACAGUUCUCUAACUUUGGUGACACCAAUAAAUUCAACAUGGAACGCGUCAGUCAAAAAGUGCUUUCAGAAGCUUUGUCCAGAAAAAACAAACCUCCACUGUCUUCGCGUGAAGGUAGUAUGGUGGUGGAAUCUGAAACGCGAGAUGCGCCACAUUCUCCGCAGCUAACUGACUCAAAACAACAGACAACUUCUGGUGUCCAAAGCGAAACUCAUCCCCUUGAACUGUCCCCAUCAGACCCAGUAGCCUCGAUCGACAACUCCAUGGCGACCACAAUUCUUAGCACCUACGAUUCUGUGACAGAAAGGACUAAUGUGGAAACGGUCAGACUACAGGCCACAGCUCCAGUAAAUGAGCAACAUGCAGCACCUUCAGUAUCUCCUCAAAAAGCCCCACACCUAUCGCAGUUCCUGUCGAUCGAUCUGACCGUACCGGCAAUACCAUUUGGGAUGAAUAAAUUCGGUGGAAACCCCUACGAAGACUGCAGUGGGCGUUUUGAAAACUACUGUUACAAUGCGGACAAAUGCGUUUACAUCAGUGUACUGGAGACGGCUGCUUGCUAUUGCCGAACUGGCUACACGGGAGUCCGGUGUGAUAUGUACAACUUACCACAGUCAUUGGAUAUCCUUAAGUCAUUUACGGACGGAGUGAUUGACACGGAUAUGCUGAGCAAUGUGGUGGAAGCAACAGCACGUUACACAGUGAACGCCGCGCUGGAAGAAGAUGUGCUGGCGCAUUGGCCUAUGGAAGACGUGCCGUGAAUGAGCCUCGCUCGUCACAACGUAACCGACGGAUCUCCUGACCGUGUCGAACUUAUAACGAAUAAACUUUUGUAGAUACGCCUAGUAGAUAGGUUUUCCUCAUUUUUACUCUCCACCCACUUGUCUAUCGGGGUUCUUCCUUCACCAGUCUCCGCUUUUUAACCUCUGUCGUUGGUCCGCACACAUUACCAAGUCUAUCUACCCUAAAUAGCUAUUUGGAGAAGUCCGGUAUCACGUGUUACUGCAUUUCGCCGGAAUUUCUAUUUUAUUCUCGUCUUCAUUUUCUCUCCCCGUCUCCCAAAAGGGGGGAACUACGAGUAU
Molecule: messenger RNA, 1887 nt
Organism: Opisthorchis viverrini
Lineage: Eukaryota; Metazoa; Platyhelminthes; Trematoda; Opisthorchiida; Opisthorchiidae
Exons: 3
Coding region: 103-1566 (487 amino acids)
Source: RefSeq, a predicted model, not a curated record